Hyaena hyaena (striped hyena) is the source of this 765-nucleotide messenger RNA. RefSeq names its product olfactory receptor 2W1-like. Lineage: Eukaryota; Metazoa; Chordata; Mammalia; Carnivora; Hyaenidae. Gene Ontology annotation, molecular function: olfactory receptor activity; G protein-coupled receptor activity. The record is from RefSeq and is a predicted model, not a curated record. Gene Ontology annotation, cellular component: membrane. Gene Ontology annotation, biological process: G protein-coupled receptor signaling pathway. The annotation marks the transcript as partial. The transcript has a single exon.
AUGGUCAACGAUAGCCACUUUGGUGGAUUUAUACUCCUUGGAUUCCAGGCGCAGCCGCAGCUGGAGAUGAUCAUCUCUGGGGUUGUCUUUCUCUUCUACACCAUUGCCUUGAUGGGAAACAUGGCCAUCGUCCUGCUGUCUCUCCUAGAUGACCAUCUCCAGACCCCCAUGUACUUCUUCCUCAGGAAUUUGGCCAUCUUGGAUCUCUGUUACACCACAAAUAUAGUCCCACAGAUGUUGGCCAAUAUCUGGGGAAAGGACAAAAAAAUCUCUUAUGGUGGCUGUGCCUUUCAACUUUUCACUGAUGUGACACUAUGCACAGUCGAAUGUAUGCUUCUGGCUGUGAUGUCUUAUGACCGAUUCAACGCUGUCUGAAAGCCUCUGCACUACAUGACCAUAAUGAACCCCCAACUCUGUCGAAUCCUGGUGGCCAUGACCUGGGGAGUUGGCGUUACUAACUGCAUGAUACUUUCACCCUAUGCCAUGAGUCUUCCUCGAUGUGGGAACCACCAUCUGGAUCACUAUUUUUGUGAAAUAUCUGCAAUGGUCAAGAUUGCAUGUGUGGACACCACAGCCAUGGAGGAAACCUUAUUUGUAUUAUGUUUUUUUAUUUUCCUGACACCACUCUUUCUCAUUCUGAUUUCUUAUGGCUUCAUUGCUGUAGCUGUGCUCAGGAUCAAAUCUGCAGCAGGAAGACAGAAAGCAUUUGGGACCUGUUCCUCCCACCUCAUUGUGGUGUCCAUCUUCUACGGGACUGUUAUCUAC